Molecule: messenger RNA, 1461 nt
Organism: Aureobasidium musti
Lineage: Eukaryota; Fungi; Ascomycota; Dothideomycetes; Dothideales; Saccotheciaceae
Source: the annotation of a GenBank genome assembly
AUGGCUAGCGAGCACCCGAGCACAACACCCGGCUCCGGCCACGUCGUUCAAGACGACGAGGAAUAUGAACAUAGUCGGCUGCUCUCCUACGACGAGUCCCCACGAGACGCCUCUCCCGACAGCGACAUCGUAGUUCAUGCUGCUUCCAACUCGCACUCACCGCGUCCACCUUCUUUCCCGCCUAGGAGGCAGUCUUCGUUCGCCCAACCACGCCCUGCCGGCACUCCUCGAACAACAAACCGUGUCCACUUCGACAUUGAAGAUUCAAUCCGUNNGGUAGUCUCGACAAUCGAGAGGAGGCACAAUGCCGGCCAACGUGCUNNCCCCCUUCUGACAGGCAUCGAGGCCCCAGCUGUCACCCUGGCCGAGUCUGACUUUGACCCUCAUGAACUUCUGGAGAGUGCUCGUCCCAAGAGUUCCAUGUCUAGCGCCUUUAUGAACAUGGCCAAUAUNGGUGCCGGCAUCAUUGGACAACCUUACGCUCUUCGCCAAGCCGGUCUGCUUACCGGUGUCAUCCUCCUCAUCAUCUUGACCGUCACCGUUGAUUGGACCAUCCGUCUGAUUGUCACAAACUCCAAGCUUAGUGGUACCAACUCCUUCCAGGCAACAGUCGAGCAUUGCUUUGGCAAGUCCGGCCUUGUUGCUAUCUCCGUUGCACAAUGGGCCUUUCGUGUUCAUCAUGGGCAUUUCAUACCCUUUCUCCUUCUUGCAAAAGCUAGUUCGCUCGCCCUCUUCAGUAUGCUCAUCAUUGUCAUCACCGUCAUCACACAAGGGCCAAGAGUUCCUGCCGAGAUGAAAGGCCCACUCAAAGGAUCCCUAAUAAUUAACAACGGCGUUUUCCAGGCCAUCGGUGUUAUAUCCUUCGCGUUCGUCUGCCGUAUUCUACUCAUCUAUGGAUCAUUGCAGAAGCCGACCAUGGAUCGCUUUGCAAAGGUCACCCACUACUCAACCAGUAUCUCAAUGCUUGCCUGUCUCGCAAUGGCCCUGUCCGGCUACCUGAAUUUCGGGAGCUUAACUCAGGGCAAUGUCCUCAAUAACUUUCCUACAGACAAUAUAUUGGUCAACAUUGCCAGACUAUGCUUCGGUCUCAACAUGCUCACCACAUUACCUUUGGAGGCCUUCGUCUGCAGAGAGGUCAUGAACCUCUACUAUUUCUCCCACGAGCCCUUUGACCCCAACCGUCACCUUAUCCUCACCACUGCAUUGGUUGUCUCAUCUAUGGGACUCAGUUUACUGACCUGCGACCUUGGCAUCGUGUUUGAGCUCGUUGGUGCCACCAGUGCUUGCGCCCUUGCUUACAUCUUGCCGCCAUUGUGCUAUGUCAAGCUCACCCAACGCAGAACGUGGGAGACGUACGCUGCAUACGUCUGCAUAGUUUUUGGUUGCAUUGUCAUGAGCAUUAGCGUUUUGCUUGCUGGCGCCAAGAUGGCCAGGGGUGAAGGUGGUGCACAGAGCUGUUAG